Molecule: messenger RNA, 1652 nt
Organism: Vicia villosa (hairy vetch)
Lineage: Eukaryota; Viridiplantae; Streptophyta; Magnoliopsida; Fabales; Fabaceae
Product: protein SICKLE
Exons: 3
Coding region: 140-1267 (375 amino acids)
Biological process (GO): miRNA processing; mRNA splicing, via spliceosome
Source: RefSeq, a predicted model, not a curated record
UUUAUAUAUUAUAUAUUUAUAAUAGAUUUACAUCCCACAAAUUUGUUUCCUUCUUACUUGGCUACUCAAAAGUAUCCCGCGUUUGCCCUAAUCCAUCACCGCCGUCCGUCACCGCAGCAACUCGCCGUCUCAAGGUUACAUGGAAGAUUCAGAGCAAAGAAGAAAACGGUUGAAAGAAAUGCGAUUGCAAGCUGAUCUUGCUGGAGAUUCAGGUGGUGGCGGUGGUGGUGGUGAAGGUUCCGGUACGCAGGGUGUUCUUUCGAAUCCAUUGGCUGAAGCUCCUUCGAUUAUGCUUCCAUCGGAUGCUGCUCCGAGAUUUAACUAUUAUACAGAUCCAAUGAAUGCGUUCUCUUCUGACAAAAGGAGUAGUGACAAUGUUCGGGUGCAAGCGCCCGAAUAUUUGCCUCCCCCUCCUCCUCUUCCUGUAAAUUUUCGUGGAUCUCCUAUGGGGCAGUUUUCGCCACAUACAGUUCACAUUGAUUGGUUUGAAAUAACAGAAUCAACAAAUCCACAGAUGUCUCCUUCUGCCACUCAAGCAAUGCCAGCACCCUAUAGAAACCCAGUUUGGAAUGGACCUAGAGGCCCUCCUCAGCAGAACUAUCCAUUCCGUCCAUCAGGUGGUGGUACUUAUCCAAGUCCUAGGUUUGAACCACCGGGCGGUCCAUCAUACAACAAAGCACCAGGCAUGAAUCAAUGGCCCGGCCAUAAUCCAAAUCCUAGGUUUGAACCACCGGGCGGUCCAUCAUACAACAAUGCCCCAGGCACGAAUCAAUGGCGCAACCAUAAUCCAAAUGCUUCUUCAGGAUUUAGGCCAAAUUAUUCGGAAGGAUAUAUUCCAAAUCCUUCUUCAGGAUACAGUCCAAAUCAUUCACCAGCAUUCAGGAACGGUCCUAACACUGGUCGAGGGCGAGGCAGGGGCUUCUGGCAGAAUACCAGAGGCCCUGUUUCAGGACAUGGUGGUAGACAAGGAUCAGGUUCUCAUGGUCGCUGGUCCAAUGAAGACAGAAGUUAUGGUCCAGAACGUUAUUACAAGAGAUCCAUGAUCGAAGAUCCAUGGAAGUGUUUGAAACCUGUUAUAUGGUGUUCAAAAUAUCCUUUUUCAAAUAUUUCAUUUACACCCGAGAAUUCGAAACCCCGGGCUCCUUCAGAAUCAACAAGUACAAAAAGGGAGGGACAGCCUGCUGAUUUUAGUAAACCCAAUUCUGGACCAAGCCUUGCCGAGUACUUGGCUUCCGCGUUCAAUGAAGCUGCCAACACUGAAGAAUAAUGUAUGAGUUCAAUGAAGCUGCCAACACUGAAGAAUAAUGUAUGACGAAGACUGCAUUGAAUGCAUUGGACUCAGCUAUUUGUGUAGCGUUUGUACUUUAUACACCAAACACCCAAGAGGAGGUUUUAGGAAUGUGCUCAGCUCAGGUUACUAACAUGAAUUAUUAGUGCAGAUACAAGGUCCGUGCAUGAUCUGUGUAGAAACUGUUCAAAUUAUGCAACCACAUUUUGAGUGUUGUGGUUGUUUAAUGUUUAAAUUUAAUGCUUUGGCAUAAGCUGAAUGCUGAACUUGAGAGACAGUGAGCAUCUAACGGCCUCGAUGUUCCUAAUCAUUAGGCUGGAAAAUUGAAUGGUUUUAUGCAUAUUAUAGAAUUUUUUACACUGCA